Molecule: messenger RNA, 1415 nt
Organism: Chenopodium quinoa (quinoa)
Lineage: Eukaryota; Viridiplantae; Streptophyta; Magnoliopsida; Caryophyllales; Amaranthaceae
Exons: 3
Coding region: 427-762 (111 amino acids)
Source: RefSeq, a predicted model, not a curated record
CCACCGUCCAUGAAAAUCAGUGACUGAGAUUAUGAAUUUUUCUACGGUUGUAGCAAUGCCAGCAGUAAAUUCAUCAGUAUGUAUUCUGUUUUUUAGCUUGUUAUUCCUCUCUCCAUCUUCACAAUCUGGAAAAUCAAACACAGUCGCCAUGAAUUCAUCGCCAUUAAACUGGGAAGCUUUGGAUUCUCUCGUCAUCGAAUUCGCCAAAUCCGAAAACCCCUUCUUCAACAACGAAGACUCUUCUACUCUCUCCUCCUUCUUCUCUUUCUUCCUCCUCUCUCUCUCCUCCACCUCCUUCUUCAUCGUCAUCUUCAUCUGAGUCGUAUUGAUCACGCCUCCUGAUUAGUCGGAUUCGCCCCCUGUUAGAGUCUGGUGAUAUUGACUCCGCUUUGGAUCUCCUUCGUCUUCAUACUCCUUCCAUAUUACAUGAUCUUCGCCUCUUUUUUGCCUUCAAAAGCAGGGUUUGACAUUUUUGGGCUGAAAUUAUGGGGCGCGACUGCUCUUUUCUUCGAAUUGGUGGCUGUCAUAGCUAUUAACGCGUGGUCGAGGGCGGCUAGCUGGGAUCGUGCGUGUGAGAGGAGAUGUGCAGGUGUUGGGAAGGAGAUGAAUUAUUGUUGUGAGCUGCUGCUGUGGGUGUGUGUGAGGUGGAGCAGCGUGAGUGCAGAGGCAGCUGGGGUCAAAUGGGGUGGCGAGGUGGCUGAAAUUCGCAAUGGCAGUAGUGAUUUGCAAUAUAUUUUCUAUAAUUCUGUAACAGUAAGUUAGAGGGAGGAAGUGAUGAGGGGGUUUCCUUCCUCUGGUAUGCUCACCCUUCACAAUAUUUCAGUUUCUCCUCCCUACUUUCAAAUGUAAAUAUCUUUAUAUACAUUUCAAUUUUUUCCCAUCCUCUUUUCUUGGGCAGGAUCUACAACAUUGGUUGACAUUGGUCAUUUGAAAGCUAAUCAACUAAAUGCUACUGGUUUAUCAUUAGAUGGUUCCCAUGAUCUGGAUUGCAGAAAUAGAUAAAGUUCAGAUGAUGGAUCUUCCAUUGUUAAUGCUCAUGUUGAUGGUGCUGAAAUAAGCACAGUCAUGAUUAGGAUGCAAGAUACUGAUGUGGAGAUGCGAUUCCCUUGUGAGAGUACAAGUAACCAUGAUGAUUGUAGCACUAGCAGCACUCAUCAAACUAAGAACUUGAAGGUUUGCCAGAGAAAUAAAAGUCAUGCAGUUGGCCAUGCACUUGAAUAUUCAUCUCAGUUUUUGUAUAUAGUGAGUUAGACCUCUACAUAAAUAUGGUCAAAAUUGAAAUAGUUACCCUAUUUUUGAAUAUAGUGACCUCUUUGUAAAUGCUGUCAAAUUGAUAUAGUUACCUUACUUUUGUAUAUAGUGACUUCUAUGAGAAUAUAUAUGAUCAAAAUUAAUAUAGUUACCCUAUUUUUGUA